AUGGCGGCACAAGAGAGCGGCAGGAGUGCAGCCUCGGCCACCGCCACCAUGACGGUGUGCCGUGGCCGCCGCUUCCUUGGAGUCCGGCAGAGGCCGUCGGGCCGGUGGGUGGCCGAGAUCAAGGACUCGGUGCAGCGCGUACGCCUGUGGCUCGGCACCUUCGACACCGCCGAGGACGCGGCGUGCGCCUACGACGAGGCGGCACGCGCGCUGCGCGGGGAGAACACGCGCACCAACUUCGCCGCACGGCACGGCGCCGCGGCGAGGGCCAGGCUGAGCAAGAACCUGCAGCAUGUCAUGGCCAGGGCGGCCGCGGGCAGGUCGCCGUCGGGGCGCGGCGCCGGGGUGGGCGACCAGUUCGCGCUCGCCGCGGUGUUCCGGGAUUGGCAGCAGCCGGCGCUCUCGCCGCAGCUGCCCCUGGGCUGCCGCGCCGAGGCGGAGACCGUGCACGUGGCGGCCAGCUCGGUGCAGCCGAGCUUCGUCGUGCCGAGGCGGACGGAGGCGCCGCCGCCGUCGGAUACCGCCGGAGGAGCUGGAGACGAUGCUUGGGCCGCGGACGUCUUGGAGUUGGACGGCGGCGGGGAGACGAGCGCGGAGAAGGCGUUCAAGGUUUCGUCGUCUGUGAUCGUGCCGUCCAAGUUCGGUGCAGCGCCGGAGUUGUUUGGCCUCGACGGUUUCUAG
Messenger RNA from Aegilops tauschii subsp. strangulata, 681 nucleotides. Lineage: Eukaryota; Viridiplantae; Streptophyta; Magnoliopsida; Poales; Poaceae. The record is from RefSeq and is a predicted model, not a curated record.